Messenger RNA from Aspergillus affinis, 447 nucleotides. RefSeq names its product cytochrome b5-like heme/steroid binding domain-containing protein. Gene Ontology annotation, cellular component: membrane; intracellular membrane-bounded organelle. NCBI's taxonomy places the organism in Eukaryota, Fungi, Ascomycota, Eurotiomycetes, Eurotiales, Aspergillaceae. Gene Ontology annotation, molecular function: heme binding. The transcript has 3 exons. The record is from RefSeq and is a predicted model, not a curated record. The coding region runs from base 1 to 447 and encodes 148 amino acids.
AUGCUACCACUGAUCAAACUCGAUGAGCUGGAGAGCCUAGUUCAGUUAAAUCAAGCAUUGGUAACUAUUCAAGGUAAAGUAUACAAUGUGACCGACUAUGUGAACGAUCAUCCUGGAAGGCCGGAAAUUCUUCUCCAGGCUGUUGGAAUCGAUGUUACGCAGGAAUUCGAAGAUACCGGCCAUUCCGCGAACGCUAAAGAUACUUCUAACUCUAUUGUAGAUCUUAACAAGCAUCAUAUCCAGGAGACUGGUACUCCGAUGAAUGAGGCUCACAAGUCGAUGCAAGAUAGGGACCGGUCUAUGGAUGAGGAUUUCGAGGGGUUGGGGGGCCACGAAGAGGGAACAAAUCAUGCCGCGUUGAAGGCUCUUCAAUCCCCCCCAAGAAGUGCCAUUAAAAGAGCUCACAAGUCAACUGGACCCCCAAAAUUGGAUACAGCUUACCCUUAG